AUGUCUAGCACGACUUUGGGCGAAGAUGAGAGCAGGAUUUGCGUCGCCGUUCGCUGCAGACCGCUGUCGGACACGGAGCGGAACCAUGAGGUCUUUGACGUCUGCAGAAUCAUGGACCGCCGCUUGGUCAUCCUUCUGGACCCUGGUGCUGCAUCGAAUGACUACCUCAGGCACGACAAGUCCAAGGAGAAAAGGUUUGCUUUCGACCAAGCUUUUGGCGCAGAUACGGACAAUGGAGUCCUCUUCAAUGCGACAGCCGAGCCUCUGAUAGACAGCGUCCUGGCCGGCCUAAACUGCAGCGUUUUCGCUUACGGGGCAACGGGAGCUGGCAAGACCUUUACGAUGAUCGGCACUCCUGGCGAACCAGGUGUCAUGUUCCGCACAGUUGCCGGCUUGUUCGCCAGAUCGGCUCCUGGACAGGACCAUGGUGUCUCUGUUGCUUGCUCCUUCGUGGAAGUCUACAACGAGGUUCUGCGGGACUUGGGCUCCCGAGACGGCCGAGAAGGGAUGCUCGACUUGCGGGAGGAUCCGAUCACAGGACCGUUGCUGGCCGGCGUUACCGAGAUCCAGGCACAGUCCGUCCAGCAGGUCAUGGAGUUGCUGCAACAGGGCAACCAACGAAGGACUACAGAGCCAACGGCGAUGAACGUGACCUCCUCGCGGUCUCAUGCAGUGUUUCAGGUGAGGGUGGAGCGUCGAGAUCCCAAGAACCCAGAAGGAGGAGGGACGGUUGGCAAACUCUCCAUGAUCGACCUGGCCGGCUCGGAGAGGGCCUCCCAGACGCACAACAGCGGCCUUCGGUUACUGGAGGGAGCCAACAUUAAUCGCUCCUUACUGGCACUUGGCAAUUGCAUCAAUGCUUUGGCCUCCGGCUCUGGCUUCGUCCCAUUCCGAGAUUCGAAGUUGACCAGGCUACUGAAGGAUUCUUUAGGUGGAAACUGCCGGACGAUGAUGAUCGCCAACAUCUCACCGAGCCAUCUGAGCUAUGAAGACACCCUGAACACGUUGAAGUACGCCAACCGUGCCAAAAACAUCCGAGUGAGCACCUCGCAGAACCUGAUUCAGCCAGACGACCACGUCAGACAGUACGAGCAUGCCAUUUCGGACCUCCGACAGGAGGCGGCACUUCUGAAAGCCAAGCUGGUGCAGCGGGCGGCAACGCAGCAGCUGCAGGACUUAGAGGCGGAGAAGGAGGUCGGCGGGGAGACCGAGUUAAAGGAGGCCAGUGAGAACUGGAAGCUCGAGAUCAUCAAGAAUCUGGAGAGUCGGUCCUCAUUGCAGCGCUCCCUUCUCGAUGUGGAGAAGGCCUUGGUGCAAUGGCGUGUGGAGCUUGAUCACGCCAAGGAGGUCAUCGCCUACUGGGAAGAUCGCCAGCAUGCUGGCACACCUGGUCGACCCCGCCUAUCGGCAGAGCCACAGACCCUGGAGGAGUGGAAGGAUUUGGUCAGCCAGAUUGAAGAGAACAUGAACGAGAAUGCGGAGACGCGGCGCUCUCUUGCGAGAAGACUGCAGCAAAACAAAGAAGCAGGAAAAGAACUCCAAGCUCAGCUGCCACGGCGAGUACUCAACGAGGACUUGCGGGCCUUCCUCGAGUUGGUUCAGCGAGUGCAGGUCUUGGAAUACGAGCGCCUGGAGCUGGACCACUUCUGGGAGAUCCACCGUCGACAGCUGGAAGACCGAGAUUUGGAGAUUGUGAUGCUUCGUGAACAACUCCGCUUGCGCAACGACCACAUCUUGGCUCAGCGGAAGAGUCUCCCUAGCGAGCCACAGGGGCAGCUCGGAGAUCGAGCCUUCCUCCUUGGUGCAACCUCGGAGAUGCCAGUACAAGAUCAUGGGCCAUUGCGAAUCAUGCAAGCUUGGGCGCCGGCGGCAAAGGAGACAGAUGAAUUCGAGCACUGGGACAACCGACCCCUGCGGCAGCGCGAACGCACUGCCUCCUGCGUCGGGCAGGUGACUCCAAGAGAAGCCUCUGAAUUGGAGCGAUGCUUAUCAAUGCAUGACAAGGCCAUCAAUUGGAGAGCCCUGGAAGUGCCUUUGGCUUCGCAGAUCAAGGGAAUUGCCUCGUUGCAAGAGGACCGGGGCAAAGUACCAAGAUUGUUGGCGAACCCUCCGCUUCCGCAAGCAAGUGUGCCACAGCCGCCUGGGAUUUCGGGAAAGCCUGGAAGACACCUGACGAGCCUGGCUGCGCAUGGUGUGGCGCCAGCACCUGUACACACGGCACGGCGUCCACACAACGCGCAUGCCGAACAUCGUUCUCCGCCGCCAAUGCGUACAGGCAUCACCAGCGAUGCAUCCCUUGCCGGGCGCCCAUUGAAUCGCGGAGUCGAGGCACGUAGCCCGGCGCUGCACUCAAGGCACGGGGUUCUUCGCGCCUAUGGCGUGUCUCCAGCGUAUCGGGAGCUCCAUAGGGACCAGCGCCAGAUGGACCGGAAUGGUGCCCAGCACAGGAAGAGCAGCCCGUGGCGCUCUCGGGGUAUCGGCAAGGCUGGAAAGUUUUUAGUGCACAUGCCAGGCAGAUAG
Symbiodinium sp. CCMP2592 is the source of this 2520-nucleotide messenger RNA. The record is from the annotation of a GenBank genome assembly. Lineage: Eukaryota; Dinophyceae; Suessiales; Symbiodiniaceae.